Arctia plantaginis is the source of this 1650-nucleotide messenger RNA. Lineage: Eukaryota; Metazoa; Arthropoda; Insecta; Lepidoptera; Erebidae. The record is from the annotation of a GenBank genome assembly.
AUGCCAACGUCAAAACCCCUUAUUGGACACAGUGCUCUCUUUCUGGGCAAUAACCAACAAAUAUACAAAAAUCUAUGGACCAUAGCAGAAUUAGCUUUAAAACAUAAAAAUUCAGCUAAAGUUUGGCUCGGGCCUAAAUUGUAUGUAGCUAUCGCUGAUCCGGCAGAUGCUCAAGUGGUGUUAGAAAAUUGCCUUGAUAAAGAUAUGGUUUACCGUUUCCUUCGUCCUUGGCUUGGUCACGGCCUUUUUGUAGCACCAGUUAAUUUAUGGAAGUCUCACAGACGAGUGCUGUUGCCAGUUUUUCAGAAUAAAGUAGUUAAGGAGUACUUGGAAGUAAUAAAUGAACAAGUCAAUGUGCUCCUGCAACGCCUUAAUGAACAGACUGACAAAAAAGAGUUUGACAUUUUGAAAUAUGUGACUGCUUGUACUUUGGACAUUGUGUUUCAGACCGCAAUGGGCGAACGCAUGGACGUACAAAAUUCUCCCGAUACCCCAUAUCUUCGUGCUCGUCACACCGUUAUGACCAUCCUGAACAUGCGUCUCUUUAAAGUUUGGCUGCAACCUGAUUGGAUUUUUAACCUCACUCGCUACGCUAAACUUCAGAAGGACAAUAUCGAUUUAACACACAAGUUUACAGAUGAGAUCGUCAGAAAGAGAAGGCAGGAAUAUCAAAAUAAUCUUACGAAAAAACACCAAGAUAACAAGUUCCAUGCGGUUUUAGAUCUUUUGUUUAAACAAGAGAUAGACUUCACAGAUGAACAACUUCGGGAGCAUAUAGAUUCUAUUACCAUUGCUGGUAAUGACACCACCGCCCUUGUGAUUGCCUACACCCUCGUAUUGCUCGGUAUACACCAGGAUGCACAAGAGAAAGUGUCGGAGGAGCAGCGGUCUAUCUUCGGAACAUCAACAUGCGGUGCUAAUAAAUGGGACCUACAAAAAAUGGAUUACUUAGAGAGGGUGAUCAAAGAAAGUAUGCGGUUGUAUACAGUAGUACCAAUUAUUGCCAGAAAUGUUGACAAGGAUAUAUAUCUACCAACAUGUGGAGUCACAGUACCAGCAGGUAGUGGAGCAGUAAUAGGAGCCUUCGCUUUACAUCGCUCUGAAUCAUCUUGGGGACCAGAACCACACAAAUUUGACCCAGACCGAUUUCUACCUGAGAAAUCUGUCAAUAGACAUCCUGCUGCAUUCAUGCCUUUUAGUUAUGGUUCUAGAAAUUGUAUUGGCCGCAAAUUUGGCAUGCUCAUAAUGAAAAGUAUAAUUUCAAGUGUGGUACGAACAUACAAACUGGAUGCCGAUGAUAUAGCAACAUGUGGAGUCACAGUACCUGCAGGUAGUGGAGCAGUAAUAGGAGCCUUCGCUUUACAUCGCUCUGAAUCAUCUUGGGGACCAGAACCACACAAAUUUGACCCAGACCGAUUUCUACCUGAGAAAUCUGUCAAUAGACAUCCUGCUGCAUUCAUGCCUUUUAGUUAUGGUUCUAGAAAUUGUAUUGGCCGCAAAUUUGGCAUGCUCAUAAUGAAAAGUAUAAUAUCAAGUGUGGUACGAACAUACAAACUGGAUGCCGAUGAUAUAGGUGACCUCAAAGUAGAAAUGCUCUUAUUUCCAAUAAAAGGACACCAGGUUAAAAUAUCAAGAAGAUUGAACGUGUGA